AUAUUUACAACUAAAAUUUUCUUGUUUUUUACAAUUUGUGGAUUGAAGAAUUAAGUGAUCAACUUAAAAGCGAGGCUGCUGAAGCUACCCCCUUAGGUCAUGCCAGAUGACACACAUGAUGCCAAGGCGCUGAAAUUGGCCGCAGCCAGAAAGAAGCAGGAGUACCAGCAGCGCAACAACAACCAUGCCUCCACCGUCAGCAUCGCCAGCAACUUGUCCGAGCGUUCCGACAGCGAGGUGAAUGUGAAUGAAAAUGGGGGAGGAGGUUCCAGCAGUCUGCAUGUCCGGCAGCAGUCGGAGGAGGCUGUUUCCCUGGCAGCCUUGCCCACCCCCACGGCAGCUGUGCUCUUUACGCAGCCAGAACCGGACUCGCCCAUAUUCGCUCCGAAUGGAGCCCCUAAUGAAUCCAAUCUCCAGACCAUUCAGGUCAUCAUUGCGGAGAAGGCCCAAUUGAACGCCGAGCUGACCAGAGCACGUGUCGCCUGUCGGGAGCGCGAGCUGGAGCUAAAGGAGCUGCGCACCGAGCAGGGUCAGACCAGACUGCGCCUUGAGCAGCUACAGCAGCACUGUCAGGGACAGCAGGCCGGUGUGGAACAGCAGCGCCACCACAGUGCCCAGCUCUUGCACAAGCUGACUGAAUCGCAAGCACAAAUCGUGGAUUAGCAGUCGCACCUGCUCGAAAUGGAGGCACAGCUGAAACAGAUAAACCUCCGUCAGGAUGAGCUACAGCGGCAGCUGGCCAAGAAAUCGGGCGAACUGGAGAUGGCUCAGCUGAAGCUGCGCCAGCUCUCCGACGAGUCCAACAUCAAUGCCGACAACCGCGUAGAGUCCCUCACCCAGACGCAAUACAUGUACGAGCAGCAGAUCAGGGACCUGCAGGCCAUGGUGGGCCAGUUGACGCAAGACAAGGAGCAGACCUCUGGCCAGUACCAGAACUAUGUCCAGCACCAGAACAGCGAGAUAGCCAAGCUCAACGAGAAAAACUCUGAGCACACGGAGGAGUUGCUCGAGCUGAGGGAACGCGAGCGGCAGCUGGUGGAGCACGUGAGUGGUCUGGAGCGCGACAUACAAAAGAAUCUGAGCCUACAAGCGCAGUUCAACGAGGCCAGCCAACCCCAGACGCCUGCAGAGCCGCAAAUCGAUCAGACUGCUUUGACAACAGAGCUUGCUGCUCCCAAAGAGCGCCUCAGUGACUUUGACUUUAAGCGACACGAGUUCCAGUUGAAGAUCAAGUCCCAAGAUGAUCAGCUGCAUGUAAAGGAAGCGGCACUCGCUGAGAUGGAGCAGCAGUUGGAUCGCCUGCAGUCAGAGCAGCCGGAUCAGUCCAAACUCCUGGCCACCAUGGAAUCGGACAAGGUGGCCGCCUCGCGGGCCCUCACCCAGAAGAUCCGGCUCUCGCACGAGAAUGUUGAGCUCCAGCUCCAGCAGCUGAUGCUGAAGCAGCAACUGGAUCGCCUGCAGCUUUAUGAGGUCAAGGCUUACCAUAGCCAGGCAGGGAAGCAGCCUGAUGAAACUGGAGAACCAGAAGAACGUCCAUGUCCACCAGGAGCAUCAGGAGCAUCACCAAUUGUCACGCGGUUCUCUGCCCACCGCCGAGGCCGUGUGCGGGAGAAGAUCGAGGCGCUCAACAAGCUGGUGGCCAGCCUGGGCGUGGAGUUGCCCGCCGACCAAGUCCAAGGGCAGCCGCAAACAGCAGCACUUCAGCACACUCCGAGCGAACAGGAGAGGCCUCUUACACAGACUCCCUCCAACGAAGACAGCAAUGGGGAAAACUCGCAGCAGAUUCUGAAUAAGAUUCAAAACAUUUUCAGCGAGAUCAAAGAGAACACCGAGCAGCCAACGACUGUCCUCUCCGGCCAUCCUGUGGAUCACCUUAACUGUUGUCUGGGCAAAUUCGAGGUGGUCUGAUGUGGAUGCUGCUCUCAAAGUGCAAUUAUUGUCGGCCUACGUAAACCAAUCUACAUACUAUAUACAUAUAUAUAUACGAUUGUAUUUAAAUGUCCAUCCUAU
Drosophila miranda is the source of this 2010-nucleotide messenger RNA. Its product is annotated as golgin subfamily A member 2-like. Gene Ontology annotation, biological process: Golgi organization. The record is from RefSeq and is a predicted model, not a curated record. NCBI's taxonomy places the organism in Eukaryota, Metazoa, Arthropoda, Insecta, Diptera, Drosophilidae. Gene Ontology annotation, cellular component: Golgi apparatus; Golgi cis cisterna; Golgi cisterna membrane.